AUGCACCAUCUACUCGUCCCAAGGACCGAUAACAGAGACAAGGUCUAUCUCGACAGAAUAGUCCCUCUCAACGACAAGGCCAUCGCACUCGCACAAGCCGGCGACCACCAGAGCGCCGAAGAGCUCUAUCGACGGCUUCUUCGCCUCAGCCAAAGUCUCCUUGGACCCCAUCAUCGCGCGACCCUCACUAGUAUCAACAACCUAGCCACUUCGUUAAGCAGGCAGGGCAAGUAUCGAGAAGGCGAACACUUACAUCGCGAGGAACUGAGACUGAGCAUCGAUCUGUUGGGCGAGGCGCACCCAGACACCUGGGCCAGUAUGAACAACCUCGCGGCCGUGCUCGUCGACCAGGGAAGGGACGGCGAGGCGGUGCGUGUGCUGCGUCGUGUCGCAGCCAUCAAGAGAGACGUCUUGGGAGAUGGUCAUCCCUCGACCAAAUCGAGUGUCGACACGCUACGUCGGCUUGUGGCGAACUGUUGA
Messenger RNA from Fonsecaea multimorphosa CBS 102226, 480 nucleotides. RefSeq lists its product as uncharacterized. Bases 1 to 480 code for a protein of 159 amino acids. Gene Ontology annotation, molecular function: protein binding. The transcript has a single exon. NCBI's taxonomy places the organism in Eukaryota, Fungi, Ascomycota, Eurotiomycetes, Chaetothyriales, Herpotrichiellaceae. The record is from RefSeq and is a predicted model, not a curated record.